Molecule: messenger RNA, 2005 nt
Organism: Aegilops tauschii subsp. strangulata
Lineage: Eukaryota; Viridiplantae; Streptophyta; Magnoliopsida; Poales; Poaceae
Product: putative cysteine-rich receptor-like protein kinase 20
Biological process (GO): protein phosphorylation; cell surface receptor signaling pathway
Molecular function (GO): ATP binding; protein kinase activity
Source: RefSeq, a predicted model, not a curated record
CCACACACAAGCUCACCCAUAGAUACACCCGCGCCCGUCAAUGGCGGCAACGAGGACUGCAGCGGGGAGCAGCGAGCAUGGCGAGCCCGUCGAGCAGCCUGUGGGGCGCCCUGGGGCAAGCCUCCACCAUGGCGCAGCUGGUGGGCGUGGACGUGCUCGGGCUGGUCUCCAUGGUCUUGCAGGCCGCCCUGGUGGCGCGCCGCCACCGGGAUGCCUGCUUGCGGCUCGCGCAGCACGUGGAGCUCGUCGGCGGCCUGCUAAGGGAGCUGGAGCUCGCCGAGCUGAUGCGGCGGGAGGCCACCAUGCGACCGCUGGAGCAGCUCGGCGGCGCGCUACGGCGGUGCUACGCGCUGGUCACGGCGUGCCAGGACUGCGGCUACCUCCGCCGCCUGCUCCUGGGUGCCCGGAUGGCCGACGAGCUCCGCGUGGCACAGCAAGAGAUCGACAUGUUCAUCCGCCUCAUCCCGCUCAUCGCCCUCGUCGACAAUUCUACUGCAGAUAGUCGCCGUGUCAAGCAGGCUGAUGAGGGGGUGCUCUCUGUAGUCACAGAUAGUUCAAAUCAUCACAUCAGGUUUCCAACAAAAUCUUUGGAGUUGACCAAAAUCCGCAUUCAAGGAGCUACUGAACUCUGCAAUGCUGGAGAACAACCAUUUGUAGGAAAAGUGGACCUGCGAGAACAGAAUAUCGUUGACAUUGAAGAACUUGUGGAACUUUGUACCCGUAUGGAAGAGGCUUGCUCGGGAUUCACAAGGUUCGGUUUCUGUCAGAUCUUGGAUGCUACAGACAAUUUCUCAGAGAAGAUGAUAGUUGGGUGGGGAGGAUUUGGGAAGGUGUACAAGGGCCAGUUGCCUGGUGGACUUAAUGUUGCCAUCAAAAGAGCUGAUGAGCACGCAGCAAUGCUUGAAGUCAACAGUGAAUUGCAGCUUGCAAAGCUUCAGCAUGCCAAUGUGAUUAGGUUAUUGGGGUGGUGCAUCCAUGGGAAAGAAAGGAUUCUAGUGUAUGAGUUCAUGCAAAAUGGUUCCUUGGAUCGUUACCUAUGCGACAGAACAAAAGGGCCAAUGCUAAACUGGUCUAAGCGAUUCAAGAUAAUUACAGGGUUAACAGAGGGAAUUGUUUACCUGCAUAAGCACUCCAUGUUCUGGCUUGUCCACAGAGACUUGAAACCACAUAAUGUCCUCUUGGAUUGUAACAUGCUCCCAAAGAUUGCUGAUUUUGGAUCAGCUAGAGCUCUGAGUUCAGAACUAGCAGAAGAGCGCACGAGUAGGGUCGUGGGAACCAGUGGUUACAAGGCUCCGGAGUAUGCAUCUCGAGGAGUUUACUCGAUGAAGACAGAUGUGUUCAGCUUUGGCGUUUUGGUUCUGGUGAUUAUUAGUGGCCGAAAGAAUACCAUACUCGACAAGCGAGGGGUUGGUGAUCUUGUACGAGAUGCCUGGCGUAUGUGGAAGGACCAAAAGUUGCAUGAGCUUGUGGAUCCAUUGUUAGGGGAUGGAUAUGAAGUCUCUGAGAUAACGAAAUGUGCUCAGGUGGCACUACUUUGUGCUCAGGAAGAUCCAACAGAUCGGCCCACCAUGACAGAUGUUGCUGCAAUGCUGAACUCUGAAAGUAUAAGCUUACCAAUGGAGCCUAAGCAGCCCGCUGCGCUGAUCCAUGGGUGUGCCGAGAGAGACACGACAUCAACAUAUGUGAGCCAAUCAAGCAGGACAAUAGACAUAACGAUAACGAGUUCAGCUCCAAUGUCGACCAGAGUUCGAAUCAUUCUAGACCCGGAGGUUUGAUAUAAUGGAGAACAUUCAGUAGUAGCAUAUAUAUACCAAAAAAAUGUAAGCAAGGAUUAUGGUCUUUUUAUACGGCUCAGGUAGUGUAUAUAUUCGAGAUAUUAAGACCAGUUUUGUAUAGUGAAAAUAAACAUGAUUCUGUAGUACCAACUACCAAAAUCUUUGCAAGCUUGAUCUUCAGGUUUCUGAGAUCAUACAUGGCAAACCAAAAGCUGGCAUGUUCAACUUGA